UUUUUUACCGGCAAAAUGGCGACCGCAAGCACGUUGGACGCUCCUGUUGGAAGAGUACAAAUCGAUGGAUUGGUUGUGUUGAAGAUCAUCAAACAUUGUGAAGAGGAAGGAGGAAGUGCAGGAGAACUCGUCCAGGGAGUCCUUCUUGGUCUCGUUCAAGAUGACACGCUGGAAAUCACAAAUUGUUUCCCAUUUCCAAAACAUGCAGAUGAAGAGAACUUUGAUGAUGUGUUAUACCAGAUGGAGAUGAUGCGGAAUCUACGACAUGUCAACAUUGAUCAUCUUCACGUUGGCUGGUAUCAAUCCACACAGUAUGGUACCUUCCUUAACAAGGCUCUACUAGACUCGCAGUUUAACUAUCAACACUCUAUAGAAGAAUCAGUGGUCCUCAUCUAUGAUCCACUGAAGACAUCUAAGUCCACGCUAAGCCUAAAAGCCUAUAGGUUAACGCAGAGUGCCAUGGAGUCUUACAAAGAUUAUGACUUCUCAACAGAAGCUUUGAAGAAGACGGGGCUUUGCUAUGAGAAUGUCUUUGAGGAGAUUCCCAUCGUCAUUCAUAACUCCUACCUCGUCAACACACUCCUCUGUGAACUCAAGGAAAUAUCACCACCCACGGGAGAUAACUUUCUGAGUCUAUCAUCAGGGAACAUGUUGGAGAAGAAUUUAGAGUUAUUGAUGGACUACGUUGACGACCUCGCCCAAGAAACCAACAAAUACAUGAAUUAUCAACGAGCAAUGACUAAACUACAACAGAAUAAACAACAGUAUACAUACAAGAGAACACAAGAAAACAGUGCCAGGCAAUCACGAGGAGACCCGCCUCUCCCAGAUGAGGACCUGACGAAGUUAUUCAAAUCUCCUCAGCCUCCUCUCCGACUGGAGAGUAUGUUAAUGGCCGGUCAGAUGAAGAAUUAUUGCACAGAGAUCAACAAGAUGGGAGCAUCCAGCUUCGGCAAACUCUUCAUGGCCGACGCCCUCCAGAAAGACAACCCCACCUCUUAGAAAUGUCUUAUGAUUUUUAAGAUUUUUCAAAAAGUUACUCGCCUACACUCUUUUUUUUUCAAGGAUCUUUUGACUGCUGAACCCCUACCUUAGUCAAAAUGAACCCUUCACAUCUCAUCUACCUAACCUCUAGUAGUUUUCACUCUGUGUGUCUUUUCAAAACUUGUUUACGUGACCCGUCUCAGGGUAGGGUCAUCGUUUGGUUGUCACCGUAAUGCUGAUUUAUAGGCAAAAUUCUUAAGAAAAAUACAAUUAAUGUCAGCUGUGAAAGUAUCAACUAAAUACAGUGUCUACUUUCUAGGGGAAAAAACAGAAGGAUAAAAAUUGUCAUAUUAUUUUCACAUAAGACCCAUUUAUUUAUGUAGCACUUAAUAGCAGAACCAGAAAACACUGGGGCGAACCCCUUCUGUUAACGAACAUGGACUCUGCUGGUCAGAAACACCAGAGCUUGAGUCAUGUGUGCUUGACCACUCAUUCAGGACAUGCUCCACACUAUAUCAUAUCCCAUGUCACUCCUAAACCUGCCAGUUAAACAUUAGUUGUAGUGUAGAAGGUCUGUAAAACCUCAUAACAUUCAACACCCUUAAAGUUCUUUGAGUUUACCAGCCGUGUUCUCACCUAACGUCUGGGGUGAAACUUGUGUUUGGCGCCCUCUAGUGUUCACUUAGUAUAUUUCUGUAUGUAGAAUGUGAAAGUGUAUACAUGUAAUGGGUUUUAUUCUUUUCCCCUUCAAAUUUAAAGCACUGGUUUUGAUGAACAAAAGUUGUUUUCAGAAAAUUCAAUCAAAAACGUUUUAUUUGCAUGUUUUCAUUUUUAAAACCAUGGACCUUGCUAACCCGAACGGAUCUAACUUCUUGAUUGGUUUUAGUUGUCGAUUGGUUUUAUUUGUUGAAUGAAUAUCUCUAAAAUGUGUGUCACAGUUUGAAACCGGCGUUGUGUCUAACUACUAGACUUGUGCUAGUCCCUUCAAAAGGACUUGUGUCCUACCAUAUGAAUUGUUUUAUUAUGUUGCAGAAAUUGACUCUGUUUUGGGGAGGGGGUAUAGCUCCCUCUCACAAAGUGUUUCCAUAAUUGUAAAGAAGUUCAAAGUUACAGCCACUUCAAAUGUCAACCCUACUACCUACCUAGUUCCAAUAAAUGAACAUUAUAACAAUUGAAAA
Messenger RNA from Asterias rubens (European starfish), 2162 nucleotides. Its product is annotated as eukaryotic translation initiation factor 3 subunit H-B-like. The transcript has 7 exons. The record is from RefSeq and is a predicted model, not a curated record. Gene Ontology annotation, molecular function: protein binding; metallopeptidase activity; translation initiation factor activity. Gene Ontology annotation, cellular component: eukaryotic 43S preinitiation complex; cytosol; cytoplasm. Bases 16 to 1002 code for a protein of 328 amino acids. Lineage: Eukaryota; Metazoa; Echinodermata; Asteroidea; Forcipulatida; Asteriidae.